UGUGAUACGCACGCGUUCUGCUCGAAUUUUCAGCAAAAAUAAGAAAUAUGUAAAUGCGGCAUUUUAGUGGCAAAAAAAAUUAUUUAAAUCAGCAGUUUUUAAAUUAACAAAGUUUAAAUGAACAAAAAACAAACAAAAUGUGUUUUGAAUAUUGGUGUGGCGAUUUUUUAUAGUUGCGCUUGCAAAUUAAAUUGCGCUAAAUUAAACGAAUAACUGUAUAUAGCUUGACUGCACUCAUAAAACUAACGCUUCCAUAUUUUCAGUUACAAGUGGGCCUUUGGUGGGUUACUCAAGCAAUGAUUGAUAACGCAUAAAAUAUAUAAAUUCUAUCCACAAUUGCUAAGCAUUAUUUGUUGAGCUCAACACACAAACCGAAACGGAAACGGAAGUGUGCACGUGCAGAGGAAGUAAAAAGUUGCCAACAGGAAUUGAAAGAAAAAAAGAUAACAUAGUUCAACACAACGGGUCGUAUGAUUAAUGAAACCUAAAGGAGAGUUUUAAAACUUAAAAAAAAAAGGAAAGGAAAAGUGUGACAAGCAACAAGAAAAGCAAUUACAAUAAUAUGUUCAAAUACGCCGUAUUUAAAGAUGUCUGCAUUAAGGCCGGACACUGUGCCAUCAUCUCAGAUCCCGGAAAGGUUGCGGGCUGAGCCAAUAAAAGUGUGAAAUUCUCGAGAAAUAUGUGGGAGACUUUUUCAAGAAUUCAUGAAAAACUCACGUGAAAAAUAAAUUACAUUUUAAGGAAAUUCCAAAGAAUUUUUAAAUAUGGCGCCACAGUGAAAAAAAAAAAAUAAAGUGCAUAUCAAUACUAAAAUGUCCCUGCUCGGGCGUCAUGAAAUGCUUAUGAAAAAGUGUUGAAAGUGUGUAGAAAAAAAAGAGACGAAUGAUAGUGAAUUCAAAAGUACCCUAACAAACUUCGACAGUGUAUAUAUAGUGUAUUUUUGCUUAUGAAUGCCUAAGACUGGGCAAUAAAAGUUGUACUUACGCAAAAGUCAAAGAGUAAUGGAUAAAUCGAGUAGCGUCAGUCCCAGUGAGUGUCGCGUAACCAGAUCAAGCAUGACGCCAACGCUGCGGCUGCAGCAGAGCCCCAGGCGUCAACAGCAGCAGCAGCAACAAGCACAGCAGCGGGAACAGCAGCAGGAACAACAGUUAAACGAUGAACAGCGACAAAUUAAAGCUAAGUCUCCGCAGCAGCCGCUGUCGACGUCAACGCUGACGCCAACGCCGGCGCAUCAUCAGUUUCGUGCGCCCGCACAACAGCAGCAGCCAACCAAGCACAAGAGCAGCAGCAGCAGCGGCAGCAGCAACAACAACAAUAAUAACAACAACAACGGCAGCGGCAGCAAAGCCUGGAGUAAACGGCAGAACAAGACGAGCGGUAAAUACAACGCCAGCGCCUGCGUCGGCGCCAGCGCGCAGCAGCAGCAUCAUAAUCAUCAUCAUCACCAUCAUCAGUAUCCCCCACAUCAUCAUCCCAAUGGCAGCGGCGUCGCUGCUCAAGCAGCUGCCGGCGCCGGCGUCGGUUCGCUGCCAACUGCCGCCGCAUCGGCAACUGCGGCUGCAGCCGCCGCCCACAAGGCGGAUCUGGAGAACAUACAGAAUAUCAAAAAUCAAAUAGCUGGCGGACCCGCCCAUAGCGGCGCCCAUCAUGGCGGCGGCGGCGGCGGCAUCGGCACACAUCACAGCGUAGCCGGUAGCGCUGCUGGCAUUGGCAGCGCUGCCGGCAGCGGUGGUCAUCAUCAUCACAAUCACAACACGCGGCUCGCACAGACGGCGGCAGCGAUAGUGGGCAAUGGUCUGCCCAUGGCCGUAAUGGACGCCAAGUUGGGGCACGGGCACGGACUGAAGGGCCAGCAGCAGCAGUACAAGAAGAUGCUGACGCACAGAGGUCAUCAUCAUCACGUGCUGUGCGCUGGCAACAAUGCGAAUCAUACGUGCUGCCUCGUCACUGGCUGCAAUGGAAGCGUCGGCGCCGCCGGCAAGGAUACGCAAAGCAAUAAGGACACCAGCUCGCUGAGCGGCAACAGCAGCAUCAUUUCGGGCAGCGCUGCAGCUGCGGCGGCGGCUGCCAACGCCGUGCACUAUUGCUGCGGGCGUUCGAAGUUCUUUUUGUCCGAGAAACGUUUGCGCAAGGAGGUGAUUGUGCCGCCAACGAAAUUUCUGCUCGGCGGCAACAUCUCGGAUCCGCUCAAUCUCAAUUCGCUGCAGCACGAGAACACGUCGAAUGCGUCGUCGAGCAAUAAUACGCCAGCGACGACGCCGCGUCAGUCGCCGAUUACGACGCCGCCGAAAGUGGAGGUGAUUAUACCGCCGAAUAUACACGAUCCGCUGCAUCUGCUCGAUCCGGUCGAUUCGAUGGAAUAUGAGAAGCAGCUGACGUCACCCAUGAAGCGGGGCGGCAUGCUGACGCGUGGCAGCCACUUGAAGCUGCAGCAGCAGCAGCAGCCGCAUCAUCGGCAGCACAGGGCGCGCAAAAAUCGCAAACGGCGGCGUUUCGAUUCCAACAAUACAUCGUAUGCAAGCGACGACGUUGCAGUCGCUGAGGGCGUAGCGGAGGCGUCAACGCUUUCGAUUUCACUGGAAGAUGCGCCAGCCGCAGCAGCAGCUGCAGACGCUACUGCUGUAGCUGGAGCCGUCGUCGGCGCAGCAGCAACAACAAUAGCAGUAGCAGCGGCAGCGGCAGCAAGUGAAGCUGCACUAAUAACAACAACAGCGGCGACGUCGCCUGUAGCUGCACUGAGCGCCACAACGCUGCUGAGCGAAGCGGCAGCGUCGGCUUCAGUUGAAACAACGGAAUUGGCACAACAGCAAGCGCAUGUGCGCUCUCGCUCUCCGCAGGCAGCGGCCACUGCCGUGGAGGAGACAACAACGCCAGCGCUAGCAGCCGGCGCACAAACGCUCUCCCCACUGGAACAAAUGGAAUGCAACGUGGUGCGGCCGGCAGCGACGUUAACGUCAUCACCAUUACAGUCACAACAACAACAGCACCAGCAGCAACAUGUGGCCGUAAUUGCCGAGGCGCUGAGCAGCGACAACAGCAACACGCUAACAGUGCCUGGCGACGGCAGCAGCAGCAGCAGCAGCUCUGUCGAUUUGGGCCUAAGCGCGGUAACAGCCGCUUCGACGUCGGCAGCGGCGCUGGCUGUGGCGUCCACGCUGGCCGAUCGUCGUGCGCUGGCCAGUCGUGAUUUGCGCUUGGAUUUGGACAGCACGUGCUACGGUGUAGGCGGCACGGGUCUGAGCUUUGGCGCUGGCAGCGCAGCCAGCUUUGGCAGCGGCAGCAGGAAACGUAAAAUUAGCGAGAGCAACAAUUCGCAAAAGAGCAAGAAAUUCCAUCGUCACGAUGCCAUGGACAAAAUUGUUAGCCCGGUGGUGCCACAGCCGGGCGCCUGGAAGCGGCCGCCGCGUCUGCUGCAGCCAAGUGGGGCACGCAAGCCGAACACGCGACGUUCAACGUCAUUUAGCGAAACGGAGCAGCUGAGCCCCGUCGAGGAGCUGCCGCCCAAGCCGCUUAUUGAGGUGGUGGACAUACCGCGUGAUGACACGCCUGAUCUAUCGGAGCACGGCCUGGGCAGUCCGCUGAGCACCAUUUCCGCAGCCACUUCGCACACGGCCGGCGAGCCGGAUGCACUUGCCGCGGAUGAGCCGGCAGCAGCAGCAACAGCAACAACAGCAGCAGCAGCAGCAGCAGCGGCAGCGGCAGCGGCACAGCCAGUCGUGGGUCUGAUGCUGGAACCAGCUUUGAUUCCGCCACUGCACAAGGCGCCCAAGUUUCGGGCGGAUGGGCUCAAAUAUCGCUAUGGCAACUUCGAUCGUUAUGUGGAUUUUCGGCAGCUCAACGAAUUUCGGGAUGUGCGUCUGCAGGUGUUCGAGCGGCACGUGGAGCUCUUCCAGAACAAGGACAUACUCGAUAUUGGUUGCAAUGUGGGUCACAUGACCAUCACCGUGGCGCGCCACUUGGCGCCCAAAAGCAUUCUGGGCAUUGACAUUGAUCGCGAGCUAAUUGCCCGAGCGCGACGAAAUCUCUCCAUAUUCGUGCGCAUACCCAAGGAGGAGCUACCGGCGCCGGAGAUUAAACAGGAAGCGGGCGUGCAAGCACAGGCACAGUCUGCGCCCGAUAAACUGGAGCCGAGCGAUGCCAAUGCGCACAAGAAGACGCGGCGCGGCAAGAAGCGACGCAAGGCUCAUCAUCACCAUCACCAUCAUCAUCAUCAUCAGCAUAAUCAUUUGGAUUUGCAGCAGCAACAGAAACUGGAUGCACUGCUGGUCAAGCCGCACGAAUUCUUUCCCAUCUCUUUUCCGCUCACCUAUGGCGGUAUACCCCACCUGCCGGCCACGGGCAAAUCGCCGGCAACGUUCGCUGCCGGCUGUAAAAAUCAAUUUCCGCAAAACGUAUUCUUUCGCCAAACGAACUAUGUGCUUAAGGAUGAGUCCCUCAUGUCCAAUGACACACAGCAAUACGAUCUCAUAUUGUGUCUCUCGGUCACCAAGUGGAUGCAUCUCAAUUUCGGUGAUGCCGGCCUCAAGUUGGCCUUUAAGCGCAUCUUCAAUCAGCUGCGACCCGGCGGCAAGCUAAUACUCGAGGCGCAGAACUGGGCUAGCUAUAAGAAGAAGAAGAACCUGACGCCGGAAAUCUACAAUAAUUAUAAACAAAUCGAAUUCUUUCCCAACAAAUUUCACGAGUAUCUGCUCAGCUCAGAGGUCGGAUUCAGUCACAGCUAUACACUGGGCGUGCCACGUCAUAUGAACAAGGGAUUCUGUCGACCCAUACAGUUGUACGCCAAAGGCGACUAUACGCCGAAUCAUGUGCGCUGGAGCGAUGCGUAUUAUCCGCAGACACCGUACGAGGCAUAUCGCGGCAUCUAUGCCACAUUGCCCGCCCAUCGAACGGGCGGCGGCAGCAGCAGCGCAGGCGGCAGCCACGGCGGCCACGCCCAACUGCAUCUAUUGAGCAGCUCGACGCGUUCACAGAACUACGAUACGCCGCAUUAUGCGGGCAGCGCCUCCGGCUCGGCCAGCUGCCGCCAGACCCCAAUGUAUCAGCAUACGUACAAUCCGCUGGAGACGGACUCCUACCAGCCCAGCUACGACAUGGAGUAUCUCAAUCAUAUGUACGUGUUCGCCUCGCCGCUGUAUCAGACCGUUUGGUCGCCGCCGGCAUCGCUGCGGAAGAGCUCCUCACAUACGCCCGUCUUUGGAAGCGUUCGGGAUGCCGAACUGGAUGGCGAUGGGAGCAUCGGUGGCGGCGGCAGCGGCGGUGGCAGCUAUCAUCGGCACGUGUAUCCGCCGAAUGAUGACACCUGUUCACCGAAUGCGAAUGCAUGCAACGCCUUCAAUUCCAUACGCGACGCGGAUACGGAUGACUCGAAUCAGUUGCCCGGCGGCAGCAGGCGGCAUGUGUAUGCCACAAACUGUGGCGAGAGCAGCUCAUCGCCGCAGGUGAACCAUCACGAGGCGGGCGCCGAGUUUGUCGACGCACUCAUGGACGAUGAGCAGAAGACGUUGGCUGCUGGCAGCGGCGCCGCUUACUGUGAUCUCUCGGAUGCCUAGAGUGGGUGGAAGGACGGACGGACGGCGGGCGAACUUGAAACUAAUUGUGUCAAAAUGCAAAAACUCAAACAAAUUAUAUUAACAAAAUUUAUAAACUAAAGCAGAAAAUAUUCAAAAAAAAAAAAAAGAAACAAAAACUAAGUUAACGAUAUGUUGCGCUGGUUCAUUUGAUUUUAAAUAUAUGUAUAUGGCAUAGA
Molecule: messenger RNA, 5746 nt
Organism: Drosophila novamexicana
Lineage: Eukaryota; Metazoa; Arthropoda; Insecta; Diptera; Drosophilidae
Gene: bin3
Product: probable RNA methyltransferase bin3
Exons: 11
Coding region: 1002-5549 (1515 amino acids)
Biological process (GO): snRNA modification
Molecular function (GO): O-methyltransferase activity; RNA methyltransferase activity; snRNA binding
Source: RefSeq, a predicted model, not a curated record